AUGGAACAAAUCACGCAUCCCACAAUUCACUUUUGGUCAUAUGAUCGAUUUAGAAGUCAGCUGUACUGCGUACUGGAUACCAAAAACAUGGUUACGGAGAAACACGAAUUUUUUAAAACCACAAAUGGAACGAUAAUUCUUUCACCCAUUAAGGAAGAAAUGUUCUCAGCAGACUUCAGGGUGAAUAUGGGACAAGUUCGUAAGUUAUGGAUUUGUGCUCUUCAAAAAUCUUUCCGCUAA
Messenger RNA from Dicrocoelium dendriticum, 240 nucleotides. NCBI's taxonomy places the organism in Eukaryota, Metazoa, Platyhelminthes, Trematoda, Plagiorchiida, Dicrocoeliidae. The record is from the annotation of a GenBank genome assembly.